ACUACGUCUCCAACAAAGUCUAUAAAGAGACACACAGAGACAAUCAUAAACAAGUAAAAUGACCCAAAUUUUUCAUUCUUUGUUAGUCUUUUCGCUAUAUUUUCUGUGUUUCUCUGUGGCAAAGAAGCAUAACCAGAUCACCAAACUCAACAAAUUGACCGAGUCAAGAAGAUCCAAGAAUCCGCCAGCUGGGGAAGCAUGGACAAAACAAGAUACAUCAAACUUCUCUCCAGUACUUUCUAUUGAACCUCAACAAGGAUCAAAGGAAGCAGACAGGGUUGAUAGGCUUCCAGGUCAACCACAAGUGGACUUUGAUCAUUUUGCUGGCUAUAUAACAGUGGAUUCAAAGGCUGGAAGGGCAUUGUUCUAUUACUUUGUUGAAUCACCUCACAAUUCAUCAACCAAACCACUCCUCCUAUGGCUUAAUGGAGGACCAGGAUGCUCGUCCUUCGGAUAUGGAGCCAUGGAAGAACUUGGGCCCUUCCGUGUCAAUAGCGAUGGAAAAACACUCUACCGCAACCACUAUGCAUGGAACAAUGUGGCCAAUGUACUAUUCUUGGAGUCGCCAGCUGGAGUGGGAUUCUCGUAUUCAAACAGAUCAUCUGACUACACCACAGGGGACAAGCAAACAGCUAAAGACUCAUACACUUUUCUCAUCAACUGGCUUGAAAGAUUCCCGGAAUACAAAACCCGAGAUUUCUUUAUUACAGGUGAAAGCUAUGCAGGUCACUACGUACCUCAACUCGCAUCCCUCAUUCUCUCAGAAAACAAGAAGACAAACGGAACAGUCAUUAAUCUUCAUGGGAUUGCAAUUGGGAAUGCUUGGUUAGAUGACGAUACAGUUUAUCAAGGGAAGCUAGACUACUUAUGGACACAUGCCCUAAUGUCCGAUGAGGCAAAUGCAGGAAUUAAAAGGUACUGUUACAAUGUUUCUGGUUAUUCUCAAGAAAAGUGCUAUCACUAUGUAAGUCAAGGAUUAAGUGAAGUUGGUAGAAUUGAUAUAUACAACAUCUACGCACCACUCUGUGAUGGCACCACACAAAAACUUGAGUCCAUUGGAUCUGUAAAGAAUUUUGAUCCUUGCUCUAGUCGUUAUGUGUCUUCAUAUCUGAAUCGAGCAAAAGUGCAAGAAGCUCUUCAUGCCCGAAAUACCUCAUGGUCACAUUGCGGCGAUUAUGAUUGGACAGAUAGCCCAACGACUGUUUUGCCUACUAUCAAUCAGCUAAUUGCAUAUGGUAUUAAAGUCUGGAUAUACAGAAAUCGAUUUCCCAAUGAUUAAUGCCUUCGGUAACCAACACAAAAACACCCCACAAUCCUUUUCGUUGUGAAUCUGUUGUGGUACGUCUGGGUCUUUUCUAGGGUCAUCUUGAAGCUCUCAAAUGGGAUUGAAUCAGUGAGUUUGGUAUUCCAGUAGUUGGAUCCCACCAGCAGUUUGUGGAUGUGGGCUCUCAAACCAAUAAACCAAUCCUAAAUUUCUGAACAGUAGCCGCCCUUCCAAUGACUAUCGUAUAUAGUCAUUUUGAAUGUCUUCAAAUCCAAAAAGUGCAAAAACUAAUGAGCUCGUGGUAUGUUGAUUGAGAUGUAAAGGUACAAAAAAAAGUUAGAAAUAAUUAAUUAGUAUAGAAAUACUCAGAUAAUGUGAUCCAAACAAAAUUAUGUCGUAUCACACUCUGCACAAGCUGGGUAAACGGAUCAGUCAGCCAUGUCACUCCAGUCAUAUGCAUCAGUGUUGAAAACUGUUAGUACCAUCGUCCACCGAGCAUCAUCUGCUCUACACUCUAGCAGCAAUGAGAUCCACAUCAUAAUGUGUUGCCAGUUAAUUUUUUGUAGUAAAGUAAGUAUUAUUAUUAUUAGAAGAGUAGUAUUUAAUAAUCAAAUAAUUAUAUUACUUACAUCACAUGACAACCAUCAUCCAUGACUAUCUAGAUAUAACCGUGUCCAAAGCUUAAGCGUAACAAUACCGGUCAAACAAUUGUGAACACACAAGAACGAACCAUCCCAUUAUUUAUAUAUAAUAUGUACGGUAGGAUCUACAAGAUUGUCCAGUGGUGCUGGUUGUUUCCGUAUAACACCUUUCCUUUUCAUUUGUUUCCACGACGACUUAUACCAUAUGAACAUAAAUUUUUGGCAUUUAGAAUGCCUAAGAAGUGCUUGCCCCGGUUUUUGUAAUCAUCCUACGAAAUCUCUAUUACAUCCGAAGGGUGAAUAACCGGAGACUGAUGCUCAGGGCCGACAUUCAGCGGUAGUUCAAGGCCGACAUACAUUGGCUUUUCAAGGCUACGUAAUACAUAAUCAUGCUCCCAUAACUCAUUGUCAUUGUAGUAUCCCGGUACAGUUCAAUAAUGUAUACUUAUAAACGAUGCAAAAACAUAACGACCAAAAAUGAUGAAAUAAUUAAAAAUGUAUCUCCAUCCCCUUCAAGGUACCAACAUCAUCUCCGAGAGUCUUGUUGAUAAGUUUUAGAACCAUGGAUAAAGUAGCCUCAUGCUCUACUAAACGCUCCUCCUAGACCACAAUUGCUUGCGACAUUGAUGAACCUCAUUUUUCAAUUGAUCGAACUCGUUAUGCUUGUCACUAAUAAUUUGGUCCUUGUCAAUUGAUGGGUCGGGGGCGGCGGCGGUGGUGGUGGCGGGUGAGAUGGAUCAUCUAUUCGUGCCUUCCUUUCUUGAUGCUCAUGGGUAGGGGAGUUUUUGGGUGAUGUUGUUAGGGAAGGUGCCCUGUGAACUUUAGGGUCUGAAAAAUCAAGGCGAUCAAUCUACGCCGAGCUAACAACCCAUCGUUCAAAACGCAUCUCAUUUUCCGUCACCUCCAACUUCGGUACGAGUCUAAUACCAUGCUAACAAAAUUAUAAAAUUAUAAAUAAACAAAAAUUAUAUAAUAAAUAAAUAUUUAAAUAAUAAAGUAACAAUAUGUCGUCUAUCAGUAAAAACUGGUUGUAGUAGUCUUUUGUAACGGCUUAAGUUUUCACUAUGCAACAGCCUGAGGGAUCACAUUUUGCUGUCGGGAACAAAAUAAUAUGCUCACCGAAAAAGUCUCAAGAAUCCAUAUCUGAAUGUUAGUAAACAAAUAAAUAAAAAGUAGUUAGAAUGUUAGCAAAAGAAAAUAAAAAAAUAUAUAUAUUUUUCUAUAUAUACUUACCUUAAAAGGGUAUAAAAACCCCUGUACGGUCUAUGUAGGGUUUAGGUCAAUUUUUGAGGUUCAUUGUCUUUCGGAUCUUCUAGAUGUAUAGGCUUCUUAACGUUAUUGAAUACAGUAUGUAGUUGUUUGUACAAUUGAUCACAAAUUAUCCUCCCCCAUGGAUAUCUACCACAUGAAAAAUUAUUUAAUAAUUUAAUUUCUAAAAAAUAUUAGUAACGAUAGGAAAUUUAAUUAACCAAUAAUUAUAAAAUAGAUGACAUUAUACAUGUUGAUUUCAUCAAGGUUGGAUAGCAAAGCGAAGUUCUCUUCUGUAACAGGCUGUUUAGCCAAACGUCAAUUGACACCCUUCUAUAAGAGGUAUAGAAGACAUACACGGACUGCAUCCUCGUCCGAUAACUCAUUAUGUGAUUGUCUAAACACAUUUGUAACAUGGUGUAAUAUAACCGAGACAUUCGGUAGGAUAGGAAAGGAAUGGGAACAAAAGACGAGGCCGGAUGAAGAAAACCGAAAGCCGGUGAUGACACAAAAUUCUUUCUUCCGAAAAGACAGCUCGUAACCCCCAAUCUCAAAAACCAUUUCCUCUACUUGGCUUCGAGGGCCAGUGACAACUUUGUGGGAAAAGACGUAAUGUAGAAGCGAAGCAUCCCCAUCUACAUUAGGAAUGUCUAACCACCUCCCGAAACAUGUAUUCUGGAACAUAGUCUCGCAUUCGGGACUAUUUCUGAAUGUCACAAGGAUUUGCCCACCGAUUUUUGGGUUUACACAAGAGUGUAAUUGAUGCAUCGACAAUCAUGACACAAAUAAAAAAGGUGUUAGCACUUCAUUAUAAAAUGGGAAUGACCUAUAUUCUGGACCGGUUCCAGACCCGUACUUCAUGUUCCAGAGACAUUCAUCUUGUUCCAGAAUGCUUCUUCAAAUUCCGAAGCCUUUCGGAAUGACAUUUUAAGAUCCGAAACACGAAAUUUCGAUGUACAUCAACAAUAACUAAACAUCUAAAAUACUUUUAUGUUGGUUUUACAAUAAUGAAAUCUUAAAUUUUAAACUCCAGAACAUUUUCAGUUCAUUCCAGAUGUGACCUACUACAUUUGGAACAGUAAAUAACAGUAGAAAACGAAGAACAUACCCGUAAAAUAACGGGAUCGUAGUUGUCGUCUUCCACUCGAAGAUGGGUGUCGAGUCGGAACAUCGUAAUCUAUUCGGAACAUAGGAAUUGAUUUGGAACGUUGGAAUCAGAAUAUGCCUUUCCAAAAUGAAGUUGUCGCCUCAAAUUAUAUUCCAGAUUUUGAAAUUCAAGAUUCUGAUUCGGAACAUAUACGGGUCCUCCAGAAUAGGAAUUUCGGACCUAGUGAAGUGGGUUGGGCCAUUCUAAAAUUAAUCUGUAAUUCAUUCCAGAACGGCCCAUUUCGGAAUAUGUGGUUAUUUUGCAAAAAAAAAAGGUUAUAUUUAAAAAAACCCCCCAAAAAGUGGUUAGAUUACUCAAUUUCCCUUCUUUUAAAGGCUAAACUAAUCUUUGUUAUUAGCGAAUCUGGUGUGAUGUCAAACAAAAAAGGAUGGGUUACUCUUUAAU
Lactuca sativa (garden lettuce) is the source of this 4705-nucleotide messenger RNA. Its product is annotated as serine carboxypeptidase 1. Gene Ontology annotation, molecular function: serine-type carboxypeptidase activity. Lineage: Eukaryota; Viridiplantae; Streptophyta; Magnoliopsida; Asterales; Asteraceae. Gene Ontology annotation, biological process: proteolysis. Gene Ontology annotation, cellular component: vacuole. The record is from RefSeq and is a predicted model, not a curated record.